Messenger RNA from Labrus bergylta (ballan wrasse), 1794 nucleotides. It is a transcript of the gene tmem38a, whose product is annotated as transmembrane protein 38A. Gene Ontology annotation, molecular function: potassium channel activity; identical protein binding. The record is from RefSeq and is a predicted model, not a curated record. Lineage: Eukaryota; Metazoa; Chordata; Actinopteri; Labriformes; Labridae. Gene Ontology annotation, biological process: potassium ion transmembrane transport. Gene Ontology annotation, cellular component: membrane.
AGAGCCAAUCAUCUGACUGCGAGGCAGACUUGAUGCAGCAUCUGACUCUUGUGGAUGUUUCGUACCAGAUGAUAAAGCAAUCUUUCUCUUUGUAUAAAGCAUGGGAGAUCUCCUGGCUUUGCAGCGUCUACAGACUGCAGUCGAGCCUCAAACAGCGUUUUGUUUAAUAAUAAUAGUUACAUCGAUGUAGAGCACAAAGGAGGACAAGCCUUUUGUUUUGACAUUUCAGGCAGCUGACAUGUUUAACCCCCCUGUCGCGGAGCAGCUGGCACGGAGCGCAGAUGAGGAUGAUGAUGAUGCUGAGACUGUAGAGAUGAGUGGUAUUAAUAGGAGGGCUUGAGUGUCACACAGUCUUUCACUGUUGAUACCGGGGGGGCUUUGGCGGAGAGUCGGUGGACCGGACUCGGGGGACUUUCGCAUCAAGACUGCGCAGUUGGAAUAAAAAACAGGGAUUUGUUGUUUACCAGACGGGCAUCAUGGACGUGCUGGCAGUUCUUAAUUUGGGCGAAUUUCCCCACAUUUUCUCCAAAAUGGGAAUGUUUCCUGUGUUUGAUCUCGCGUAUUACAUCGUGUCCAUCCUCUACCUCAAGUACGAGCCAGGCUCGGUGGAGGUUUCUCGCAAGAGUCCCGUGGCCUCCUGGCUCUGUGCCAUGCUCUACUGCUUUGGAAGUUACAUCCUGGCAGAUAUCAUGCUUGGAAGCAGCCCCAUCGACUAUUUCCAACACAACAGUCACAUCCUGCUGGCCUCGGCUGUGUGGUACCUCAUCUUUUACUGCCCUCUGAACCUCUUUUAUAAGUGUGUGGCUUUUCUACCAGUCAAGCUGGUGUUAGUUGCUCUGAAGGAAGUGGUCCGCACUCGUAAGAUCGCAGCAGGUGUUCACCAUGCCCACCACGCAUACCACCACGGCUUCCUCAUCAUGGUCAUCGUCGGAUACGUCAAAGGCUCUGGAGUAGCUCUCAUUUCCAAUUUUGAGCAGCUGUUGCGCGGCGUGUGGAGGCCUGACACCAACGAGAUCCUGAACAUGUCAUUCCCAACCAAAGCCAGUCUGUACGGAGCCAUCCUCUUCACCCUGCAGGAGGCUCAAUAUCUGCCAGUGUCAAAAAGCACCCUCAUCCUUGUCUUCACCCUCUUCAUGGCCACCAGCAAGGUGGUGAUGACCGCCCGACACUCUCACGGCUCCCCCUUCGCUCUCAUUGAGUCCUGGGUUUGCCACCUGCUGUUCGGCUCCCCUCUCGGUGGAUCUGAGGAAGACCACCAUCACGCUGCCGCCGCCCCAUCAUCACCUCUGAAAACCAAGGAGGAGCUGAGCGAAGGUGCUCGUAAGAGGAAGGCAAAGAAAGCAGAGUAGGACACCGUGUUACGACUGUAAAAAAACUGCAUUUCCAGGAAGGGAACAGUUCGAUGUUUUACAAAUGAAACCCUUUCUAUUAGAGCAAAAUGGUGCUUUCUGCCUUUUACAUAGCACAAGAACUCUGUAAAUACUACGGCAAGGAUUCACACUUCAAACCAACCUGAAACCUAUUUCAUUAAGUGUUUGUGAACUUCUGCAGCUGUGCUCAGCACUGUGUGGUGAUCCAUGUUUGUGUCACAGUGACCUCUGAUCCACAUCAGUAGUUGUGUUUCCAUCAAACCUUAUUUCACUCAGAAAGAAGGAGAAACUUUUUCUUAAUUCAACUGACUCUCCAUUAAAAAAUUCAAACUCGAAAGAAAAGAAAAUAGUGAAAUAACAUUGCUGCUUUUACACUGAGAAGAGGACAACAUCAUGUCUUUCAAUAAAAUCAAGAGAAACAUGG